Messenger RNA from Brettanomyces bruxellensis, 1872 nucleotides. RefSeq lists its product as uncharacterized. The coding region runs from base 1 to 1872 and encodes 623 amino acids. The record is from RefSeq and is a predicted model, not a curated record. The transcript has a single exon. NCBI's taxonomy places the organism in Eukaryota, Fungi, Ascomycota, Pichiomycetes, Pichiales, Pichiaceae.
AUGCUUACAAAAAGUCAUACGGGUUGUAGGCUAUUGCAUGAUUAUUAUCUCCUUUCUGUCCCUCCAGUCACCUACUUUGCAAUUCCGAAAUAUAGAUCAAAUAGUUAUCGCUUUAUAGCAACAAACCUGGCGAAAACAACAGAUGAUGAAGUGAAGAAAAAAGAGCAGGAACCAGUUUCGUCUCCUACAAAAAUUGCAGAGAACGAUUUAUUGCCUGAUAUAAUAAAUCUUAAAAAAGGUCCAAUUGUGACUUCCUCAGAAUAUUUCAUUGAGAGUUCUCGAUCUUCUCUAUUCAAAGGUUACUCUAAUGAAUACCAUUUUCUUGCAAUUCAAGAUAUAGUGUCUGAUUUUGAGCAGCGCUUUAAAGAAGAACUUAGUUCACGCUUGCAAUACUUACGUCGAAAAGACCUCAAAUCUGAACUACUUGAUUUUAUUGAAAGGAAGAAAUAUGCAUCGAAUCAAUCGGAUAAGAGGUUUUCCCAGAAAGAAACCGAUAAGUUUUUUCAGCAAUUGGUUCAGCAACUUGUCGGUAAGAAAAUAAUAACUAAUCAAACGAUGGUAAAACAGUAUGAAUUAGAAAGAUUACUUCGGAUACUGGAAAAUCAUCACAGUGUUAUUGAUACAAUUAUUGAUAUGCGUCGGAAAAGAAUAGCACCAUCUAUUUAUCAAAAUAAUAAAAGCAAAAAAAGUAUAUUUUCUUGCAUAAGAAUAUGUUACUUGAAUCGACACUUAAAAAGUAAUACGCAAAGAGCUGCAAUGCGAAAUACCUUUCCAGUUCUUGUUAAAUUUUUAGGGCAGAUGCCUUCACCUUUAAUAUAUGCAAUUCGACCUUUGGAUAUGAGAAAGUUAUCCGCAAUAUUUAAAUCCGCUAUAGUCGAUUUGAAACUUGAACUCUCAGCAGAUCAAUUAUACAAAGUCAAAUCUUAUUAUGAUGAGCUUAUUUCCGGUCGGUAUGGUUUGAAUUAUGAUGAGUUUGAAACGUAUUGUGCUCUUCUAAAUUCAAAUAGAAUAGACAAUGGUGGUAUAGUCUUACCUUCAUUAUUCAGGGCAAUUCAGUGUUUACUUGAAAUUAAAAUUAAACUCAAUCAUAAUUAUAUUGGCCCAAUUUUAGCCAUACUGACAAAUGAAGAUGAAUUGGAUGAGCUCCUUAAGUUUUUGGGCAAUUGUCGGUGUUUAAACAGGGAUACGUUGCUUCCAAUUUUGAGUAAGAAGUUGGAAUUUCGUAGUGAGCAAAAAGAUGUUUUAUCAUUUGCAGCUCUUCUGAAAUCUUUAGACCGAUUUUAUACAAUGAGGCAUAUUUCUGAAAAUGGUACAAUGUUAUCACUUUUCAGGAGUUUUCUAUCCUGUGGGUUUUAUUCAUCUGCAAAAAGGAUCCUUACAAUGCUCGUAACAAUUGGUCCAGACCCUUUAGAAGAUCUUGACGAAGAACAAUUACGACUUGUUAAAAAAUUAAGCACCGUCUCGCGACAUCUGAACGCAUGUAUUCUAUCAAAUUUGAAACCAACGGCUGCAAUAUUUGAUGCAUUUUUGUGCUAUCUUUGUGAAUUUACCAAUUCAUGGAAUCAGAUCAAAGAUAUUUUUGAAUUAUCGUAUCAAAGUCAUGUACAGUUGUCAGAAAAAACAAUAUGGCAUUUAUUUAUGAAUGCAACUGUAUCAGGUGACAAUAUCGAAGAGUUAAAACAACUUAUGUGUGAUUACGCCGAAAAUUAUACCUCUUCGCCUAUCAUCCAAAAGCAGGAGUUUAUUGUUUUAACAGGUAUUUUUCAAAAAUUUGGUGAUCAAAACUUCGAAAAGAAGCUUCCGUACUUCGAUGAAGGAAUACCACGGGUUAACAUGGUAAAGCGAUUAUUGGCUAUUUACAAUACUAGAUAA